This is a messenger RNA of Aphanomyces invadans, 999 nucleotides long. RefSeq lists its product as hypothetical. Gene Ontology annotation, cellular component: mitochondrion. Gene Ontology annotation, biological process: tricarboxylic acid cycle; mitochondrial respiratory chain complex II assembly; mitochondrial electron transport, succinate to ubiquinone. The record is from RefSeq and is a predicted model, not a curated record. The transcript has 3 exons. Lineage: Eukaryota; Oomycota; Saprolegniomycetes; Saprolegniales; Verrucalvaceae. The coding region runs from base 46 to 528 and encodes 160 amino acids.
UAUCCGGACUGUCCCUUCGGUGGCAUUCACGCUUGCAAGGUCACCAUGUUCCGUGUGAUUGCCUGCCGCGCCGUUCCGCGAGUUGCCUCUGUUGUGCUGAGAGGGGACAGCGCGACCGUUCGGUGCUUCUCCGAGUCUCUCGACCACCUUAAGAUCACUGAAGUUCAAGAGAACCGAGUGCAGGAACGCUACGUUCAAAUGCGCAAGGAGCACUUCGGUCGACGCACAGAGUUUCCCGCCGCCAGCCAGGGCGAAGUCGACAUUGACGCAGAUACCGCAAACCGCAAGCGGGUGAUUUACCGAAGCAGGCAACGUGGAUGGUUGGAAGUGGACUUGCUGAUGGGACGAUGGGCGAGUGAGAACGUGUGGACGCUGACGGCGGACGAGUUACAGCAGUACGAAGACAUUUUGAACCGCGAAACGAUCGACAUCUUCAAUUUCAUUUCGGGCAAAGACGAGAUCCCAGAGGUAGCGAAAUUCGUGUUGGUUGUCGGGAUGACAUGCAGACAGACGCUUUUUUUGUCGUAGGAAUUGAACACGCCCAUCAUGAAGCGCAUCCAGGCCUUUUGCUUUUCCAACCCCUUGGGCAAAGCCUCCAUUCAAGGGUUCUUGGAGAACAAAAAGCACAUGAGCAACUAAUUCGUUGGCGGUGUGAUGCAUAAGACUGCUCUUGAACAAAUCCAUUUCUCUUUCCGUGGGCUUGUGCCUGAACCCGAUCCCCACUGGGGCUAGUCUUGCAAGACUUCCCACGAGCGAGUGGCUUACCCUGCAUCAUAUGAAAUCGCACUGGGACUUUGCAUUCGGUAGAAUGAGCCAUCGACAGUUCACACUUGCCAACGCGUGGCGACAAAAUGAGGAGUCCAUGCAUUCGACAAAAGCGGCAACACAUACUUGACGGGAUAGUUGUCAUGCUGCAAAGCGGUUAGUCAGCCACGCAUCCAACGGCACACCCGCCUCGAGAGCAGCGACGCCUUGAUUUCAUCCAUUAUCCAGACGGUU